CAUUAGACCACGUGUCCCCUGGAACAAUGAAAGGCGGACAGAUCCUGUCGCUUGUGGUGCUGAUCUCUGCCCUGCUUGCUGUGACACACUCUCUUGAGCACCCAAGUCACGACUCAUGUAACACAAGUGGGUGUAGACAUGGGAAUGGUCGUCUUCGAUGUCAGUCAUGUAAGAUCGGGUGUCACGGAUCAAACUGCAGCUCUACAUGCCAAGGACGUUGUGACGGAGACGGAUGUGACAGGUCCACUGGAGAAUGUUUCAGAUGUAGACCAGGGUUCUAUGGACGACACUGCGACACACCCUGUCCACCACGAUGUUCCAGCAGUCCGGUAGGUGGCGCUGUCUACUGUCACCGCCAUACAGGUGCUUGUUCUGAAUCUUGUGGUGGAGGAUGGACCGGGCCACACUGUGAUGGACGAUGUCCACCCAACUGCAAGGCAUCAAUCUGUCACAUACACACAGGAGAAUGUCUUGAUGGGUGUGAUGGAAGAUGGACAGGGAACUUCUGUAACAUGACAUGUGACAACUGUCUGAUGGGAAGGUGCAGCAUCACGGGGUACUGUCUACAUGGAUGUGAAGCAGGCUUCUAUGGACAGAAGUGCAAAGACAGAUGUCAACAUUGCUGGACCAGUGGCUGUGACAGACAGACUGGGAUAUGUGAAGCGUGUCAACCUGGUUACCAUGGACACCGCUGCAGUAGCACGUGCCCCGAGAAGUGCUACAAAGGAAGAGAUGGACACAAGCACUGUGAUCGACAUACUGCAGUUUGUCUAGAAGGAUGUGAGACUGGGUGGCACGGGUCACACUGUAACAGCCCGUGUAGUACCUCCUGCAAGUCCUCCCUGUGUUACAGCCAUGAUGGAUCGUGCGUGGAGGGCUGUGUUCCAGGGUACUAUGGGAAACACUGCCACAAGAAAUGUCUCCAUUGUAGAGACAAUGUGUGUGACCGCCAUGGACGGUGUUCAGCCUGUACUGAUGGAUGGUUCGGAGAGAGAUGUGACGAGGCUUGUGGGUGGUGUCUGGAUGGUGUAUGUGAGGUGAACGGUAGCUGUAGUCGUGGGUGUAAGGACGGGGCGUACGGGAGUCACUGUCAGCACACAUGCAGUGGGGGCUGUGUAGCGUGUGAUCAGAGGACAGGCGACUGUAAUGACGUAGGGUCUGUUGAUGCUGUGAUCGAACUUGAUACGAUUGCAAGUACAUGCUCCUUAAUGCAUUCAAAGUAUCAAAACGUAAUGCCCAUUGCGUUUGUACUUGCUUGCUUAUCUAAUUAUUUAGAUAUAUAGGUAGAUGCCGGGAUACGUAGGUAG
Messenger RNA from Haliotis rubra (blacklip abalone), 1307 nucleotides. RefSeq names its product scavenger receptor class F member 2-like. Bases 27 to 1283 code for a protein of 418 amino acids. The record is from RefSeq and is a predicted model, not a curated record. NCBI's taxonomy places the organism in Eukaryota, Metazoa, Mollusca, Gastropoda, Lepetellida, Haliotidae. The transcript is spliced from 2 exons. Gene Ontology annotation, molecular function: scavenger receptor activity.